CGGUCAGCCCCCACCUCUUUAAAAACAAGGAUUGUGGAGUGGUGGCUGUCUAAGAUUGGGACACAGAGUCCAGUUUCUUUGUAUCCUCCUACCCAGGUCCCUGCAUAAGUCUCAGCUGCAAAUCCCCUCCUGGAACAUUAGUCCUGGGAACACCGCCUUCUAUUCAGCACAGGUGAGUCUGAAGUCACCUAGCCUUUGUGCUUUGCAUCCAGCUUGGACCUGCCAAUGGGGCUUUUCAACAGCUCCUAAUUUCACCUUUUGGAAACUGAGGAUGUAGGGCUCAGGAAACCAGAAAAUGUUAGGUCCAAGGGAAAGAAAAGAGCAAGCUGAGCAACACACAGAGCUCUGUGUAUUCAGAGGCAAGUUGGCAGGGUUGUGCUGGAACAGAGAAACUCCAAGUGGUACAAAGAGACGUGCCCAGAGUGGAGAAAUCAUGCUAAUUGUCUGCACCAGAGCCCAAGAACUCGACCCAAAAUGAAGAGAGAAAGGGGAGCCCUGGUCAGAGGCUCCAGCGCCCCACGCCUCACUCCUUUGGUCUGCCUCUUCCUGAUCCAGACAGGCUCGCUGGAAGGAGUGAACAUCACAAGCCCAGUGCGUCUGAUCCAUGGCACUGUUGGGAAGUCGGCUCUGUUCUCUGUGCAGUACAGUAGCACCAGCAGUGACAAACCAGUAGUUAAGUGGCAGCUGAAGAGGGACAAGCCAGUGACAGUGGUACAAUCCAUUGGCGUUGAGGUCAUUGGCACUCUGAGGCCUGACUACCGUGACCGAAUCAGGCUCUUUGAGAAUGGCUCCCUUCUCCUCAGUGAUCUUCAGACAUCUGAUGAGGGCACGUAUGAGGUAGAGAUUUCCAUCACUGAUGAUACUUUCACUGGAGAAAAGACUAUCAACCUCACUGUGGAUGUUCCCAUCUCAAAACCACAGGUAGUGGUGGCUUCAUCCACUGUACUAGAGCUCAGUGAAUCCUUCACACUGAACUGUUCCCAUGAAAAUGGUACUAAAGCCAACUAUACUUGGCUGAAGGAUGGCAAACCACUCAGCAAUGACUCAAGGAUGCUCCUAUCCCCCGACCAAAAGGUGCUCACCAUUACACGAGUGCUUAUGGCCGAUGAUGACAUCUAUAGCUGCUUGGUGGAGAACCCCAUUAGCCAAGGCCGAAGUGUCCCCAUCAAGCUUACUGUGUAUCGGAGAAGCUCCCUCUACAUUAUUCUGACCACAGGAGGCAUAUUUCUCCUUGUGACUUUGGUGACAGUCUGUGCAUGUUGGAAACCCUCUAAAAAGUCUGGAAAGAAGCGGAAGCUGGAAAAGCAGGGCUCUUUAGAGUACGAAGAUCAAAAUGAUGACCACCUGAAACCUGAAGUAGAGACCCUCCCCCGAAGUGGAGAGCACGAGCGGAAGAACCCAGUGGCCCUCUACAUCUUGAAGGACAAGGACCCACCAGAAGAGUCUCUGGUCCUGGCUGAGACCCUGGAGCUGUUGGCUAUGCGUGUCCAACUGGAAAAUGUGACUCUUCUCACCACUGACCCAACACCUGGCCCCGCUGUGUGGCUGAGCUGGAAAGUGAGUGGCCCUGCUGCUCCUGCACAGGUCUAUAAAGCCCUGUUCCGAGCCUGGCCACCUGCAGCAAGGGAAGUAGCAGGGCAGCCAGAUGGCCCAUGGAGAGAAUCCUUGCUGAGGGGUAGUCAGAACGCAGAACUUCGAGGCCUUAGCUGGGGCUAUAAUUAUGAGUUUAAAGUGAGGCCAUCCUCUGGUUCAGCCCAAGGCCCUGACAGCAACAUUCUCAUUCUGAGGUUGCCAGAACAAGUGCCCAGUGCCCCACCACAGGCUGUUACCUUGAACCCUGGAAAUGGCAGUGUUCUGGUGAGCUGGGAUCCACCUCCACCUGAGACCCACAAUGGCAUCAUCCGUGGCUACCAGGUCUGGAGCUUGGGCAAUACUUCACUGCCCCAUGCCAACUGGAGCGUGGUUGGAGGUCAUACUCAGCUGGAGAUUGUAACUGGAAUGCACGGCUCCUAUUGCAUUCAGGUGGCAGCUGUCACUGGAGCUGGUCCUGGGGAACCCAGUAGUCCUGUCUGCCUCUUCCUAGAAAAGGCCCUGGAACGAGCUGCACCAGAUUCUGUGGGUCUGGGUUCCCAAACCUUGGAGCAGCUUCAAGCUGCACUGCGCCGGCCAGAAGUGAUCGCUAGUGGCGGGGCUGUGCUCUGGUUGCUGCUGCUGGGCGCUGCAGUUUGUGUUCACCGCCGGCGCAAGGCCAGAGCCCACCUGGGUAUGGGUCUUUACAGAUACACCAGUGAGGAUGCCAUCCUCAAACACAGGCUGGACAGAAGCGACUCUCCCUGGCUGGCAACUACGUGGAGAUCUACCUCUGGCUCUCGGGACCUCAGCAGCAGCAGCAGUCUUAGCAGCCACCUGGGAGGAGACACUAGGGAUACGUUAGACUGCCGACGGUCCUUGAUUCCCUGGGAAGCCCGAAGCCCUGGUGUUCCACUCCUCCCAGAUACCAGUACCUUUUAUGGUUCUCUUAUGACUGAGAUGUCCUCAGGCCCUCUUCUCCCCCCAGGCCCCAGAGCUCCAAAUAUCAGACGGCUUCCACCUCAGCUGGCCAGGCUUUCCAACCCCUGGCCUAGCUUGGAUAGUCUCUGUGGUGCUCCAAGGACCCCUUCUUCCCACCAAUCUCUGACUCCUACAGAAGCCUGGAAAGUAGCCAAAAAGCAAGAGUUGCAUCAGGCCAAUAGUUCUCCUUUGCUGCGUACCAGUCACCCUGUGGGGCUCUGGGCCUGGGAGCUGGGUGGUGGAAAGGACUUCAGGAACCUUUCCCAAGGCCCAGGAGCUGUACCCCGGACUCUGGCUGCCUGGCGUGGCAUUGGACCCCCGCUCCUCAACCCCAGGAAUGAGUUGACUUCAAGGCCCCUCCCUCCAGCACCCCCUUCUCCUGUCCAAGGGGUUCUCAACAAGGGCCAACAGAAUCAAUCAAGUAAGAACUUCGUGGAGCCUCAGAUUUCAUCCUCCCUGCCCCUCAUGCCAGCCAUCUCUCCCAAACUCCCCAGCCCCUCGGCCUCCUCCCUUUCUGGUCUCAGCCCAGCUUCCAGCCACCUGUCUAGUUCUUCAUUGUCCUCCCUGGGAGAUGAAAGGGAUAAUGUGCUGACUCCUGAAGAUGUGGCUCUGUGCUUGGAGCUUAGUGAGGAUGAUGAUGAGACCCCCAGGAACAGUGGCACUCCGGUCCGAAGGGCACCAUCACCCCCCACCAGCUAUGGCUAUAUCAGCAUCCCAUCUGCCUCUGGACUAGGGGAGGUGGAGGGCACUGCAGGUGGGGCCGGGCCAGAGGGUCUGCUAUGUCCACCCCGUCCCUGCCACACCCCUACACCCAGUGAAGGGUCUCUGGCCAAUGGAUGGGGUUCAGCCUCAGAGGACAAUGCCUUCAGUGCCCGGGCCAGCCUUGUCAGCUCCUCCGAUGGUUCUUUCCUUGCUGAUGCCAGCUUUGCCCAUGCCCUGGCUGUGGCUGUGGAUAGCUUUGGCUUUGGAUUGGAGUCCAAAGAGCAGGACUGUGUCUUCAAUGACUUCUCUUCACCUCCUUCCCCUCAAGAUGACCCUGCCCUGACUUCUACCCUGACUCUACCAGUGUGGGAGUGGAGUGCAAACUGGAUUGAAGAAAUGGAGAAUAAAUAUAGUCAUCGGCUGCCUCGGGGGCUACCUCCUUCCCGCCCUGAGAUGGAGAAAGGUCCAUCCCGAGGGAGGCAAAAGGCUGGCCAUUCUGUGCUUAAAGCCCACAACUCUUGAUUGGUAAACUGAAAGUGCCUGGAGAUGGAAUGGAAGCUGUUGCCUAUCUGCCUUUAAAUUUGGAGAUGUGGAUUCUUGAGUUCUAGUCAGUGCUCCUUCACUUUCUGUGACCCAAGAUCCAUCCCCUUCCAAGAGUUCAACAGAGUUUCUCCUCUUCUCGGACUCUGAAGAAAUAGAAACCCAAAACUGGAGCCCCUCAGGGGCUAGGGAGGAACACUGUAUUCCUAGUCAUGCUUUCCUUGGUCCAGCUUUCUCUGGUGGAGGAGUAGAUCCCUCCCAUAUGUACCAUUGAUAUCAAAGUGGUAGGUAACAUGGGUUUUUUUUUUUGUUUGUUUUUUUUGUAUGUGUAUGUGUGUAACACAAUGAAGGCCUUUUGGGAGAGAGGGAAGAAUGGAUCACUUUAGACCUUCCCCUCCUUCCCAUAGAGCCUCACUACUCCAUUCCAGGGCCCAGGGCUAUUUCCCUAGGCCAAAUCAUCUUCUCUCUCCCUUCCCUUCCAAAUCCACCCCUAGUGUAAAUAAAGAGAAAUUGUUGUCUGAGCAUUGAAAUCCUAUGAUAGUGAUAAGGCCAAGAGCUUGGGGACUGGGAUCAAGAGAAUGUGCAAUGAAGAGGUUAAGAGCAAAACACUAAGAGAGAUGAAGAAAAGCUUGAGUUGGUCCCUAGAAAAUGAAGAAAAUUUCCAUUAGUCAGUAUCAUCCAAGUCUGGGUUGGAGAGGUGAUGACAUUUUUUGACAUUCUGGUAAAAGAUGAUUCUCAGUGUCUAGAAGAAACAGCACCCUCACCCUUGUCAUUAGAAGUCCAAUAGGAACCAGAGCUAGAUAGGACAUAGUACAGGGAUCAAGUACUUUUAUUAUCUUAUUUACAAAAAAAAAAAAAUCUCAGCUAGAAAGUGGUAGAAGAGGUAUAGGGGAAAAGAGUUGAAGGCAAGGAAGCACAAUUAACCUCUUUGGCCUCUAAUGAGCCACUCGGCUCAUGUUCAGAGCUCUAUUCCCUGGAUGGGUAGGG
This is a messenger RNA of Sarcophilus harrisii (Tasmanian devil), 4779 nucleotides long. RefSeq names its product roundabout guidance receptor 4 (gene ROBO4). Lineage: Eukaryota; Metazoa; Chordata; Mammalia; Dasyuromorphia; Dasyuridae. Bases 475 to 3774 code for a protein of 1099 amino acids. The record is from RefSeq and is a predicted model, not a curated record. The transcript is spliced from 21 exons. Gene Ontology annotation, molecular function: protein binding.